CGCAGCCAUGAGCGAGGGCAGUGCGGCGCAGCGGUGCGGGGCGCUCAUGACCUGGCUGCAGAUAUUCAAUGUCCCUUCUCCUUGUGCAACAGAACAGGAUUUGGCCAGCGGGGUCACCAUUGCCCAGGUGCUGCAGAAGAUAGAUCCCUCCUGGUUCAAUGAAACAUGGCUCCUGCGAAUUAAAGAUGAUGCUGGAGACAGCUGGAGGCUGAAGAUGAGCAACUUGAAGAAGGUCCUUCAGAGUGUAGUUGAAUAUUCUCAGGAUGUCUUGGGCCACCAAGUCCCUGAGCAUCUAUUGCCAGAUGUGGCGCUGGUUGCUGAGCUGUCUGACACAGCUGAACUGGGCAAGUUGCUACAGCUGGUGUUAGGCUGUGCCAUCAGCUGUGAGAAGAAGCAAGAUCAUAUCCAGCAAAUCAUGACCCUAGAGGAGUCUGUACAACAUGUUGUUAUGACAGCAAUACAAGAGUUGUUGACCAAAGAUUCAUCGGACACACUAAGCUCAGAGACAUAUGGGAACUUUGACAGCCAGAGCAGGGAGGGAUGGUGGCUCAGUGAGGCUGAGCAGGGUGAUACUGACCUGCAAGAGUGUCUUAUUCUCUCCAUCUGCUCAGAUCUCCUCCUGGUGGAAGAGAAGAAUACGCUGGUGCUGGAGAACAAGACCCUGCGGGAUCAGAAAAACUCUUUGGAGUCAGAUGCUGCCGGCCUCACUGGCAAGAAGUUGCUACUGCUUCAGACCCAGAUAGAGCAGCUGCAAGAGGAGAACUUCAGGCUGGAUAGUGGCAGAGAUGACUUCCGAGCCCGCUGUGAAGAUCUAGAGAAGGAGGUGCAAGAGUUGCAGCACCGUAAUGAGGAGCUGACCAGCCUGGCCGAGGAAGCGCAAGCCCUGAAAGAUGAAAUGGACGUGCUGCGCCACUCGUCAGACAGGGUGGGGCGCCUGGAGGCCAUGGUGGACUCGUAUAAGAAGAAGCUGGAAGAUCUGGGUGACCUGCGACGGCAGGUUCGGCUGCUCGAGGAGCGGAACACAGUCUACAUGCAGCGCACUUGUGAGCUGGAGGAGGAGUUGCGGCGUGCCAAUGCUGUGCGCACACAACUGGAGGCACAUAAGAGGCAGGUCCAGGAGCUCCACAGCAAACAUGCAGAGGAAGCUUUGAAGGCAGAGAAGUGGCAGUUCGAGUUCAAGAACCUCAAGGAAAAGUUUGAGGCAGUGGUAAAAGAGAAAGAGAGGCUGACUGAAGAACGGGAUGCCCUCCGAGAGGCCAACGAAGAGCUGCGAUGUGCUCAGGUGCAGCAAAAAUUCCUAAACCAAGCGGAUACCAUGUUAGAAGAAAUUGCUUCUCCUGUGGACAACUUGGCUGCUGAGAUAUUGCCAGCGGAACUCAAGGAGACCAUUGUGAGGCUACAGCAUGAGAACAAGAUGCUCUGUGCUCAGGAGCUGUCGUAUCGAACACAGCAAGCUGAGCUGCAGGUGUUGCUGGAAGAAUCAAACCGGACUAAGAACCAGCUGGAGGCUCAGCAAAGACUGAGUCAGCAGCAGGUUUCAGAGCUCAAAGUUCAAGUGGAAGAGCUCCAGAGGGCCCUUCAAGAGCAAGGAAGCAAGGCAGAAGAUUCUUCCCUGCUGCAGAAGAAGCUGGAGGAGCACCUAGAAAAAUUGCAUGAAGCCCAUGCAGAGCUACAGAAGAAAAAAGAAUGUCUGGACGAACUGGAGCCCAAAGUGGAUAGCACUACUGCUAAGAAGAUUGAUGAACUACAGCAGUCUUUGAAAAAGAAAGAUGAAGACAUGAGAGCCAUGGAGGAGCGAUACAAACGCUAUAUGGACAAGGCUUGUACUGUCAUCAAGAAACUGGAUCCCAAGCAGCAGCCUCAUGUCAUUCCCCUUGAGAUCCAGGCUCUCAAAAGCCAGCUGCAGGAAAAAGAUAAGAAGAUAAACCAUUUGGAGACUGAUUUUGAGAAGACAAAAUCUCGACAGGAACAAGAAGAAAAGCUCAUAAUUUCUGCCUGGUAUAACAUGGGCCUGGCAUUGCACCAGCGAGCCACAGAGGAGCGGUCGCCCACCUCUACAGCUGUCCAGUCCUUCUUGGCCCAGCAAAGAUUGGCUACCAAUGCUCGACGAAGCCACCUGAGCAGGGCUCAGCCCUUGCUGCUCCGAUACACUGGCCCCGACAAGGCUUCUCAAUUGCCCUGAUCUAGCUAAGCUGUCCCGUGACUCUGAGCGAAUGUUUGUUUUGGACUCAGUGUCCAAAGUGGGUAUAACCUGUGUCUCAUGCAAUAGCAUCUCCUUGGGGGAAAGUUAAGCAUCCAUUUUCCUGCUGGAAUUAAUUCUCUGCUGCUUAAAAUUCCUCUUAUGCCAAGCCAUGGUCUUUUGGGGUGUCCACUGACGAGUCAUGGACAGCAGUGACCGACACUUCCCUAGUGGAUUCAAACCUGCCUACUCCCUUUCCCACCAGAGUUUGGGUCUCUGGAGGGGGGGCGGAGCCAGUGCCCUAAUUGAUGGGAAGCAAAGCACCUUUUCACUGCCCGUCCUUACCUGUCUCUCCUCAAGUUCUGAUUCAUAGAUGACUUGUGUAUCUUAAUAUUUUAAAGCACUCCUUCCCCGAGUACCUCAUCUUUGUCUGGGCCAUCCAAGGUUGUCCUUGACUGUUGCAGUCCCCCCCCCACCCCCGCCAACUUCGAUGGAAUGUGUAAAGGUUCCUCCAAGUGUUAUUAGGGUGUAGAUUCCAGUCCCAUGUGCAGCUUUGAAGGCAGCACCUCCCUCUUUUCCCUUCCCAUUUUUUCCCUCCAGCCCCUGCAGUGUCUGAGCCACAUCUGCCAGACGUUUGUCUUGGUGGCUGACAGCUCCCUUCCAAGAAGGGACUGGGCCUUGGAAAACCAACCAACACUGAAUGAUAAGAGCCUGCAGUCCUGUCCAUUAAUAGCUUGUGUGUAUUUGGUCUUCCCAGUAAUAUUUUGAAUAUUUUUCCCCCCCUUUUUCCAAGUGUGUCUGUUUUUCCAAUUAGUAUGUAUCCCCUUUUUGGAUUAUGUUUCCAUUCUGGUGAGAACUGUUGAGAUGCAGUAUUCUUUUUAAACCUGUUCUUUAGAAGUUUUGAUUUUUUUUUUUUAGUAAAAAAAAAAAAUCGUAGUUUUAAUGCUGUAAAUUAUACGUUUUGUAAAGCUAUCUUACCAGUCCGAGCAGACAUCUCUUUAUUUUUCUAUGGGAUAGACACCUGGUUUACAAUUAUAUGAGGGGAAAGUCUAGAAUCUUUACACUACAAAUAAAAACAUUAACAUCUUU
Heteronotia binoei (common prickly gecko) is the source of this 3268-nucleotide messenger RNA. It is a transcript of the gene HOOK2, whose product is annotated as hook microtubule tethering protein 2. Gene Ontology annotation, cellular component: centrosome; cytoplasm. Gene Ontology annotation, molecular function: microtubule binding; dynein light intermediate chain binding. The record is from RefSeq and is a predicted model, not a curated record. The transcript is spliced from 23 exons. The coding region runs from base 8 to 2182 and encodes 724 amino acids. Gene Ontology annotation, biological process: cytoplasmic microtubule organization; cytoskeleton-dependent intracellular transport. NCBI's taxonomy places the organism in Eukaryota, Metazoa, Chordata, Lepidosauria, Squamata, Gekkonidae.